Molecule: messenger RNA, 3089 nt
Organism: Limulus polyphemus (Atlantic horseshoe crab)
Lineage: Eukaryota; Metazoa; Arthropoda; Merostomata; Xiphosura; Limulidae
Product: SCY1-like protein 2
Exons: 19
Coding region: 407-2794 (795 amino acids)
Biological process (GO): protein phosphorylation
Molecular function (GO): ATP binding; protein kinase activity
Source: RefSeq, a predicted model, not a curated record
CGGUGUAAACCUCCAUCCUGGCAGGUUAAAAAGGUGAGAAGCUCUGAGACAUUCAGAACAAAGCAGGCUAAAAGUGUUAAAGAGACAACAGACUCUGAGAAAAUUACGAACUCGGAUCAAGAGACGAGGAACAGUUGACUUACUUAUCGAGUACAUCUCAGAUGAUUGAAGCUUCCUCAAUAAGACUAGUCCUGGUAGAAUAGGAGGUAGCCCAAGGGGCACAUGAAUGAGGUAUAAAUCGGGUAUGUCUUCAUCGAUCACAGAGAGGACCCGUUGUCAGUGCUACCUCACAAGGGAAUAGAAAGCCAUCUGUUUCUGUCUGAUUACGACAUAGCUCUUCAUCGUCUACCAGACCAAUUAGAGGUUCCAGUUCGUGAUUUGCUUCAAUUGUAAAUCAAAAAAAAAUAUGCCUCGCGAGUCACCAAUGUUUUCCAAGUUGAAGCCCACAGGAACAUCACCAGUGGAAAUGAAUCCAAUUACCCAGUACUAUGACAUAGGGAAGCAUGUAGGAAGCGCUGGACCGGAGCUUGUCUGGAAGAUAUGUGAUGCUAUUCGGAAGUCUGACAGAAGGGAAGCAUCCGUGUUUAUCUUUGAGAAACGUGUGGCAGAUAAACUUCACAAACCCAAACGAAAAGAAACCAUCACAGAAAUCCUGAGAUACGGUGUUAGACAGCUGGACCGAUUUAAACAUCCCAAACUAUUAACAUUAUAUCAUCCUAUCGAGGAGUCAAGCGACACUCUUGCAUUUGCAACAGAACCUGUCUUUGGAAGUCUUGCUAACGUUCUUGGUUGCUUGGAGGACAGACUACCUCAAAAUCUACCAUCUGCCGUUAGGGAGUACAACUUCCUACCAAUAGAGAUAAAAUAUGGACUUCUUCAGCUCACUGAAGGGCUAGCAUUUCUUCACUAUUCCUGUAAGCUGAUUCAUCGGAAUGUCUGCCCACAGUCAGUAAUCAUUAACAAAAGAGGAACAUGGAAACUCGCCGGACUAGAAUUCACAGAGAAAUGUAACGAAACUGACCCAAUGAAUGCUGUACAUUGUCAGCCGUUUACGUCGAAGUUGCCUAAAAUGGGACAGCCACAUCUGGACUUUACUGCUCCAGAGAUCCAGAACUCGUCUACGUGCUCACCUUACAGUGACAUGUUUUCUCUAGGACUACUGAUUUGUGCUGUCUUUAACAACGGGCGAUCAAUUAUUGAGGCAAAUUUAAGUUCAAGUACUUACAACAAGCAACUGGAUUUGCUAGAACAGACUCUCCAUGAUCUGUUGGAUGGAAUACCUCACCAUCUACAGGAACCGCUCCAAAGUCUUCUUAAGGUUGAUCCUAGAAAACGACCCAAUGCUCAGAAUUUUUCAAUGAUAAAGUAUUUCCUGGACUCUUCAGUACAUGCUCUUCAAUACCUAGAUGUCAUUCAAAUGAAAGAUACCACCCACAAAUCUACUUUCUAUCAUGGUCUCAAAGGAGCGCUACCUAACAUUCCUAGGAAACUUUGGUAUCAGCACGUUUUGCCCUCUUUAAAAUCUGAGAUUCAUUCCCCCGAAGCUCUAGCCGCAGCACUCCAGCCCUUUCUCUUCAUAAUAGAGGAAAGCACAGCCGAUGAAUACCAGACGCUUAUUCUUCCUAUGUUUCGAAGUGUAUUCGGAAUGCCGAAGUCAGUUCAGGCAACAGUUACUCUUCUGGAAAACCUGGACAUAAUCAUGAAAAAAAUGUCAAAGACUGAUAUCAAGUCAGACGUCUUACCAAUGAUGUAUAGCGCUUUCGACUCGACAACACCACAAAUUCAAAGCGCAGCUCUCUACGCACUAGCCCAAGUGGCAGGUUAUCUGGACGAAAAUGCUGUGAGAAAAAUGAUUCUUCCAAGAACAAAACAGGUCUUUGAUAACCACACUGGAACAAAGGAGGACUCGGUUAUCCAAGUUCAGGCCAACGCUCUGAUAUGUAUUGAAAAGAUCAUCGAUAAGUUAGAGAAGACAGACAUCUUGGACGAGGUACUCCCAAUGCUCAACAAGGCCAAACUUCAGGAUCCGGCGAUACUUCUGCCGGUAGUAAGAAUAUAUAAGCACAUGCUCGGAGACAAGCGUUAUGGCCUGACAGUUAAUCUCCUAGCAACCAAAGUUAUGCCAGCUCUCAUCCCAGUCGUGGUGAGUCCAGGACUUAAAUUAGACCAGUUUACGAGUCUUGUGGAGUUAUUGCAAGAGAUGCUGGAUCACGUCAGCAAAAGUCAAAAGAACAAACUGAAAUUAGAGAAACUUUCGAUGUCCUCCAUGGAUAAGAACUCGUCGAUCCGAACUAUUGAACAGAACACUGGUUAUCCACAUCGUCCUCCAUCUUUACGACUGGAAUCUCGUCGAACUUCCAUAAGUAUGGAAGACGUAAUACAACAAACGUGCAAUUCAACAUCUUUAUCACCAGACUCGAAUUUAUUACGUGUUCAGGCAGGAUUACCUGGACGUCGUCACUCUGAUGACACUAUCCAACCACCUAGUAUCUUAGUGGCGCCCUCUAGUCCAGAAGGAUGUCUGUCACGUGGUCCCAGUACCGGAAACUUACAUAUGAGACGUCAUUCUAGUGUUAAUCCACUGGACAUCAAAAUGACAUUCGCAACAACACCAAAGCCGGUAACGCCUUCCAACUUAGGUGUUGAUUAUUUUGCGUCUGGACGAGGAGGUAGACGAUACUCGGCCACUGCUCUGUACGAGAGUGUAGGAGGUGGAAUGAGCUCAGCAGGUUCAUCUACAAGUUUACUUAAACAAAUUGGAUCGGGUGUGCAACAGCUAUUUUCGAGCAAAUGAAGAACGAUUCAUCAGAUGAGUAUUGGAUCACCGAGCACGGCCUACGUUGAGUGGUUCUUGAAGUUGGAUUAAUCUGAGCUCCACCUUUCUUCAUUUGUUAAGUGACGUUACAGAGAGACUGAAUGAAAGAAAAUAAAAGCAAUAUAGCUGUUAUUUGAAAGCAGGGUUUGCUUUAUACAUAUCCUUCGAGCUUCUAACAUUCUUUUCUUUUAGAUAAAUUCAAAAGAUUUGCGCAGAAGAAAUUAAAGGCUUUUGGUUCUAUAUUAUAAACUAGAAAUAUAUAAAAAUUUUAUUA